Messenger RNA from Xiphias gladius (swordfish), 3960 nucleotides. It is a transcript of the gene cln6a, whose product is annotated as CLN6 transmembrane ER protein a. The coding region runs from base 112 to 1038 and encodes 308 amino acids. The record is from RefSeq and is a predicted model, not a curated record. The transcript is spliced from 8 exons. NCBI's taxonomy places the organism in Eukaryota, Metazoa, Chordata, Actinopteri, Istiophoriformes, Xiphiidae.
UUGACAGAGAGAUGUGUAACCACUGUAGCUAGUUGAACCCCCGUUAACUUUCCAUCGUUUGAACCGCGGGACGGUCAGGGAGUACCGUCAGCUAGACCACCUAUAGCUAACAUGGAGCCGAAAAUGCACUCUGCGCGGAAACGUCGAGGCAACGCUUUACACAGGACAAAACAAAAUAGCACUCCCAGUAGUUCAAAGGAAAAUGUGCCACAGAAGAAAAGACAGCACUUCCACUUAGACCUCUGGUUCUGGCUUACCCUGCAGAAUUGGAUACUGGACUUUGGAAGGCCUAUUGUCAUGAUCAUCCUUCCUCUUGAAUGGUUUCCCCUGAACAAGCCCAGUGCUGGAGACUACUUCCACAUGGCCUACAAUCUCAUAACACCAUUCCUAAUGCUCAAGCUGAUUGAGCGCAGUCCCAGGGCGCUACCUCGGUCAGUAGUCUACCUCUGCGUCAUCACAUUUGUCAUGGGAGCCAGCAUCCACCUUGUGGGAGACUCCAUCAACCACCGGCUCAUCCUGAGCGGCUACCAGCUGCACCUGUCAGUCAGGGAGAACCCCAUCAUCAAAGACCUGAAACCUGCUUCGCUGAUUGACUCUUUUGAGCUGCUGUAUUAUUAUGAUGAACAGCUGGGACACCUGAUGUGGUAUAUUCCUUUCUUCAUUAUUCUAUUCAUCUACUUCACCGGCUGCUUCACAGAUGCAGAAGAGCAGAAAAAGAUUCCCGUCUCUGGUUGGCUGUUGCUGGGACCCAGCGCUCUCUACUAUUGGUACUUGGUCACUGAAGGACAAAUCACCGAACUUUUCCUCCUCACCUUCCUCGCCAUGGUUGCCAUGAUGAUAUAUCAACAGCGUAAAGACCUCAGCCCAGACAGCAAUGGCCUGUUCCUGUUCUAUAGUUUCAGUGUUACUGUGCUGCUGGUGGCACUGUGGGUGGUCUAUCUGUGGAAUGACCCGGUGCUGCGCAGCAAGUACCCUGGACUCAUUUAUGUGCCAGAACCCUGGUCCUACUACACCUUACACAUCAAGAAUAACCACUGACGGACACCUGUCCAGCCAGAUUUCCUGUGACAGACUGGCUGCACUCGGACAACAAUGAGGACGGAUGAAGAUUGUUGAUGUGCGACAGCCUUUCACCUUUCAGAUCUUAUGACAUGAUAUCUGAGACUGAUACAUGUCAUAAAGUGCUAUGGGCCAAGACUACCCAUUGCGUGCAUGUCACAUACGGGAGGUUAUCAGGAAUAACUGAGGCUUCGCACUGCUCAUAUAUGACACUUACGCUUUAAUGAAUCUCGGGGGGAAAAAAUCAAUUUAAUGUUUAAGAUUUUCAGAAUUUUGAUCCCAUUUUCCUUUCAAAAUCCCUGAUGUUAGCUAUCUGAGAGGAAUAUAUCAGCAAUCAUGUUUUGUAAUCAUUACCUACGUUGGUGUAAUUAGCAAUAAUGAGAAUGUGUUCGUAUUUUUAUUUUUAUUUUUAAUUGAAGGUGUAAAACUAGGGUGGGGAUUAACACGCUAAAGGCAAAAGGGAGCUAUUACAGUUCACGAUGAAACAAACCAUUUCAGACUAAACAAACCUCCACCAUUUUAUUUUUUGUUUCAGAACACACUCCGCAUUUUGAUCUAAUCUUCUUAAACUCUUUAAAAACACAUUGUGCCGAGUGAUCCUGCAAAAUCUGAUGGCAUUACACCUUCAUGUGUGUCAUAUUCUGUGUGUGCAGGCCCCGCAUAGCGCUUUUUGUUGGGGUUGUGUGUCACAUGUCCCCAGUUGCACUUUCCCAUACAUACUAUAUAUUUAAACUAUGAAGUAUACAGUAGGCACUAUUGUUGACACUAUUUUAGCAGUAAGCAACAAAAGAUUUUCCUGUACCAUUUUGUACUGUGUGGGAAUCAUAUAAGAUGUGCUGGCAGUUUUGUCAUCAUUACGUACUUGUGUUUUUAUCAGCCCUAAUUAGCCUUAAUGGCAAUGUGUUAGUUUAUUUAAUUGAAGGUGUAAAACCAGGGCAGGGAUUAACACGCUGGCGGCAAAAGUGAGCUCAAGAUUGGGUUAAAAUGGAGGAGGAGCCACCUUAGGGCCCCAUACAACCUGAAGCCAGCUUUGCAACUUUGGUGAUCCAGUUUUGUAGAAACACAGAGCAGCAUUAGACAUUCUCACCAUUUGACAAUAAAUAGAGUAGUACAACUGCCUCUUAACCAAAAAAAAUUCUUACCCUGCUUAACCUCAUCAAAGAAUCCAGGCAGUCGACUACCGAAGGCUUUGAGGUUGAUCUUUCACAAACUGUGAGAAAAAAGUGUCAGGAUGUUCAGUAAAUUAACUGCUUCUCCUCCUGGGCCUCCAAGAAAGAAAAGAAGAACAAGAAGGCAGUCAUUCCAACUGAUUAACCAAACACACUGGUUAAAAAAAAAUAUUUUAAGUUACAUAGCACUUGUCAGGGAGAUAAACAAACUUAAUAAGAAGAUAUAGAUAGAGGGUAACAUUUGAAGAAAAACAGCUUGAAAGAACAAUUUAGAUACAAAAAACUAAAAAUCAGUUUGAGUCCUGCAGAAAAGAUAUAACAGCCAUAUAUAAUAAUACAAAGCCAAAAGAUAAAAGGAAAAAAACAAGAUAAAAGAUAAUGUAAAAAUAGUAACAAAGUCUGAUGGUAACAUGACCGAGCAGUAUUACAUAAAAAGCAGGUUCUGUUGGUUAUUCAGAAAGGCAAGUCUAUAAAAAAUGUGUUUUCAAGCAGGAUUUAAAAACAAAAAUUUAAAUGGAGGACUGUUUUAAAGCUAUAAUGUACCAAAAAAAAAUCUCAGGUAUUUAAGGUUUCACGCUUUGUCAGAUUUUGGUGAAAUGUAUAUUGUCAUUGAUUUAGACAUGAGGGCUCUCAACUGUUGUUUCCAGAUGCGGUCAUUGUAUUAUUAAAUAGAGAGUUGACAUUUACUUGAAUUAUAUCAAAGCCCUGUUGCCAACACACAGUCAUUGUUCUUUACUGCAUUAUAUGUGUAAGGGAUGUACAAUAUAACAGUGUUGAAAAGAAAUGAAAAGAUGAAAUGAAAAGAAAUCUAUUGUACAGAAGCUUUAACAUUAUUCAGAAAGUCAAGGACACCUGAAGAUCAGAUGAAUUUUAACAUACAAAUGAAAACUUUUUUUUAUAAAACAGAAUUUAACUGAUACACAGUUAAUUUGCUAUGUUUUUUAAAUGUUGAACACCUUUGCCUUUAGAGUUAAUUGUUCUUAAGGUAAAAAUUGCCAUUGUUAAUUUUUGUAUAGCAUCGUUCCUUUGCUUAAGAUCACUUUGUUGCUUGGAAAAUACUCUGUAGUUACGGUUUGGUUACCGUCUCCUCACUGGUUAGAUUUUACGUCUGUUUAUCUUAAUCAAAAUGUUAAGUUGAUGUUCUACUUGCUGGUUAUUUGACCCUGAAUGUGCUUUAAAUCAACUGUCCUUACACAUAUAGUUAAAGUGAUUCCAAACCCUGCCAUUUAUGUGAUUACAAGCUACUUCCUUUUAUUAUAUGACACUGUAGUAUCAUAGGGUGAGUGAUUAAGAAUUCGUCCCUUCGUUUUAUUGGAGGAGUUGAAAGGGAAAGGACAAUGCAGCACUGUGGAUCUGGUAUCUGCGUUUCCACAGCAACACAUAUUAAGUUACGUAGAGGCUUUCAGGUGGUGGACUUUAAACAGGGGUGGAGGGACAGGUGACGCAGGCCACAGGCAACUCUCUCCUUCCUGGAAAGAAACAAAGGAACUGCAAAAAUGGUAAGCGCAAGAAAUGAUUUCCAUUAAGAAGCUUUAGUCUCGUAUUUUCUUAUGUAAUAUCAAUUCUUUUGUACUUACCUGCCAAGUGAUGCCAUACAUUUGUCACGUUCCAGGCCAAAUUUUUCACACCAGUUCAAAUCAAUGGUAAGAGUAUUCCACAGCACCACAUGUUGUUUUCCAUCCAGUGUUUAUUGAUGCUUGAAAUGUACUAUUUGCUAAUCUGUCUUUUUCAA